Nematostella vectensis (starlet sea anemone) is the source of this 3279-nucleotide messenger RNA. Its product is annotated as golgin subfamily A member 6-like protein 22. The record is from RefSeq and is a predicted model, not a curated record. The coding region runs from base 32 to 2821 and encodes 929 amino acids. The transcript has 16 exons. NCBI's taxonomy places the organism in Eukaryota, Metazoa, Cnidaria, Anthozoa, Actiniaria, Edwardsiidae.
GAGCGUCGUUUUCAAACGAAACGAAGUAAAAAUGGCGGCGUCCACUGAGUCGAUACGAAAUGACUUUCUCCAAGUAAUAGCUAUAGAUAAAGAAAACUUACUACCACAGAUGCCGUCCAUAGGAACUCCUGGAAGGUUCCCCCUAAAACCAGUUCAAGGAAAUGUAACAUCAAUGAAAAAACAGCUGGUAAAGAAACGUGCUUCAUUCGCAACGAGCUCUGAAAUAAGCAAGCCCCAUCGUAUUAACAAACGGCGGAGCAUUCCAGUUUACGUAUUCAGAAAGAAAUCACAGAAAAACGAAAAACGUCGCAGCGUAGCACCCGUUAUACCUGAAGACAGCGCGCUUUCGUUUGAAACGAGAAAACACCUGUCGACAAGCAACACAUGCGAUAGAGAGGACAUUGUUGGUGGAAAACUCAAGAUCUUGGGUGAUGCUAAUUCACUUUCAAACGAUAAAAAACGCGUUUUGGAUUCUCACAAUAAUGUCAACGAUACAGAGUCUUCAGCAGUGAAAUUGGAGAAAGAGAUGGACGAUUUUUCCGAGAGGAUUGUCUCACAAGUGCUGUUUGAUGUUGCAAGGGCUGAAGCAGACAAGCAGAAUGCAGUGAAAGUAAAGGAAUUUGCAGAGAUUAUCCUUCAAAUGAAUAAAGAGAGAUUGCAGAUUGAAAGAAAACUUGCAAACUUCACCAAAACAUCAAAGAAAGAAGUUGAGUCUGAAAAAGUCAUCUCAAGGACAGAUGGUAAAAAAGUGCUGGAGCUUGAAAAAGAUAUCUCAAAAAAGAAAAAUGAAAUAAGACGACUAAGAACUGAACUUUCGCAGCUACAAGAGAAUUCCAAACAUAAACACUUUGAAAAAGAGUUAGAGGGAAGGAAAGCGGAAAUUAAGCAACUGAAAACUGAGAUCAAUCAACUACAGCAAAAACUAAAAGAGAUUUCGGGUCUUAAAAGUGAACUCCAAAAAAUCAGAGAGCAGAAUAAAAAUUUGAAUGAGAUUGUAUUUUCCUGCCGCAAGGAGAACACAGCACAGAAAGCUACUGUUGCUAAGCUACAGAAAGAAGUGUUUCUAAAGGAAUCAAGAAUCAAGGUCUGCUCAGAGGAGAGCACAAAACAGAUAUCUGAACUAAAGCAACAGAUAAUGGAAAAGGAUGUUGUGAUUAGAGAUUUGAGAAAGGCAGUCAGUGAGGAUGAGAUAAACUCAAGAAGACAUCAGCAGCAGUGUGAAGUUGUUGAGGCUCUUGUCAACAGACUUGAGGUGGUUUCUGAACUGGCAGAGAAGUUCAAACUGUCUGCAGAGAGAAAGGUUAAGGAGCUGACAGCAUCACUGCAGGAGAGCCACAAACUCCUGGACUCCAUUGACCUUGAAUUGGAGCAGGCCAGAUCACAAGCCUUGUGUUACCAGCAAAGAAAUGAGGAGCUAAGCAUCCAGGUGGAGACCUUGCAGUCACAAGUGGAUGUUGGCAAACUAGAGAUCAACUGGCAGCAGGGUGUCAUUGCCUCAACAGAAGAAGCUCUGCACAAGACCAGAGUGGAGCUGAGCAUGUAUCAGGAGCAUCUUGAGAUGGUUCAGUGUCAGCAGCAAGAGGUCAAUGAGUUCAUGCUCGAGGAGAAAAGGAACUUGGAGGAGAUGACAAGAGAAUAUGAACAACAGCUCAAGCUUGCACAGAAUCAGAAUGGUACACUUGAGAUGGCUAUCAAGGCGAAGUCAGACCAUUGCAUGGAGCUACAAGAAGAGCUAAGAUAUUUCAGGAACUUGUACCAGGAGAAGCAAGAAGAAUUGGAUGCCACCCAGUGCCAGGCCCACUGCCUCAUGUUGCGGCAGCAGACAGAAAUGACCGAGGCAAUGCAAGAGCUAGUAGAGGUCUGGGAACUACUGGACUCAUUGCUUCUACAGUUCAAGGAGCAAGCUCAAAUAAAGGACGAUGCGCCAACAGACGAGCCGUCCGAUCCUGGUGUUAACUCACCUUCCCUUGUCCAAAGUGUGCUGGAAGCUGUAAUCCAAAGCGAGGAGAGUUCCGAGAGUGUCAGCAAGGAGGAAACAGUGGCCUUGUCAAUCAUGGAGCAGAUAAGCGGUAUUAAGGAAGGACUGGAGCGUCUCGCUGUGCUUGGAAGUGGCCAAGCAGCCAAUCAACAGGCGCAGGAACUGAUCACUGAGCUCAGGCAGGAGAAAGAACAGAUCUAUCAGGAGCUGACCGCGGGGGUAAAAAAGCUCACCAGAGAACUGGAGACGAGUCAGAAUAACGAAGCGGGCCUUCAGUGCCAGCUAAACGGCAAGUCAGCGGAGAUAAGCAACUUAAAGGUUGCCCUGAGCAACGCCCUCGAGAGCCUGGCGCAGAGUGAAGAGGAGGUAGAGCGGAGCUGGAGCCAGAGGGAGGAACUCCAGCUGCUGAAAAGAGAGCAUGGACGGAAGUGUGAUGCAUACCGAAAGUUAGAGUCUGAAAAGGAGUUCGUUGCCAGGCAACUGGCAGAGACUUUGACGAGACUUGACAAUUUGACAGCAGGCUCAGACGGUUCAGCGGAAGCGCUGUCUGACAUGCCCAGUAAACUACUUGCAGAGAAGCAUGAGAUUGAGCUCAAGCUUAUGGAGGUCAAGGAGAAGUUCAUGGACUAUCGUUUACGGACCGAGAGCGACAUCAACGAGUACAAGCUGCGAGCUAGCAACAAUAUAUUCGUUCUGCAAGGAAACCUGGAAAAAGCGGAGCAAGAAAUCAGUCGCUUGGACGCAGUUCUCGAGAGAAUAAGAAUCAUUCUUAACAAAAACCAGACCAACAUCAGUAGUUGCCCAGACCUCGUCAAACUAAAGAAGUUCCUUGACAGAGAUUAAGACGAAGGUUGAACGAGGCCAAAGAUUUUGAGCACCAAUUGAUGUCGAGAAAAGGGGAAAAUACCGUGACAUCAUAGGAUUGUUCAAGUUUUAAACACGGUAUAUGUACAGCUAUUCUAGAAAACGCUGUCAGUGUCUACUAUAAAAAACUAGUUGGUUUUGUCAUAUGGAUACAUCAUGCGAUUAGUUUACUGGUCACCUUUAUUUCUACAAAUAAUAAAUACCCAUAACCAGCGGUUAGUCUUAAAAAAAUAAUGUAGGCCAUGACGUUUUUAGAGAUACGUAGAUUUACAUUUGAUUUAUAGACUUACAACUCUGUUGCUGGUCACAUUUUAUUUUUAUUUCUAUAUUUGUAUUGUUACUGAUUUAACAAAUGUGUAAAUAUACAUACUACAAACAAACUUUGUGAAGUGCAAGAAUUCAAAAUUAGAAAAAAGUAAAAAUGUGGGAUUUUUGGA